Trichomonas vaginalis G3 is the source of this 693-nucleotide messenger RNA. RefSeq lists its product as uncharacterized. Lineage: Eukaryota; Parabasalia; Trichomonadida; Trichomonadidae. The record is from RefSeq and is a predicted model, not a curated record. Bases 1 to 693 code for a protein of 230 amino acids. The transcript has a single exon.
AUGUUUGAAGAACAAAAAGAAGACAGAACUUUUAUUUCACUUGGUAACCCACGAGGUCUAGCUAUGACAUCUCUUAAUAAAUAUAUUGCCCAAAGAAAGCAAAUCAAGCCAACACCACUUCUUCCUCCAAAAUCUCCGUCAGAUAACCCAGCAGAAACAAUUGCACAAUUACAAAAUGAGCAAUCAAUUUUGUGUGAAGAGCUUAAUGCCGAAAGAAGAAGAAAUGAAAAUCUCAGCGCAACAUUUAAGUGUGCUCAAUCUUUGUCACAGUCACAAUAUCUAGAAAAACUCAAUGCUAUAUCAACAGAGCUAAGCAAAUCAGAAGAUACAUCUAAAUAUGUUAAAGAAGCUUUGAAUAUCAUAUUAAAUAUUAUUGAUCAAGAAACUCACUUCCAACCAGGCAAACUCAAAGCUGCUUCAGGAACUCCUAUUCAAAGCCAUGAUGAUGAAAAUGAUUCUAAGUUCAAAAAAGAAAAUGAGAAAAUUGAUUCGGAAAUACAGCGCUUAACUCAAGAUAAAGAAGCUAAGCAAAAGCAGUUAGAAGAAUUAGAGCUCCAAAUCGAGAAAAUGGAAGCUUCUAGGCAAGAAUUAGUUGCCAAAUCAAAACAUUACUACGAAACAUACAAGAAACGCGAUGCUGCAUGGAAAGAAAAGGUUCAAAAGAUGAAGGAACAAAUCCAACAGCCUCAAUAA